This is a messenger RNA of Porites lobata, 1012 nucleotides long. The record is from the annotation of a GenBank genome assembly. Lineage: Eukaryota; Metazoa; Cnidaria; Anthozoa; Scleractinia; Poritidae.
AUGGCCAGAUUCGUCACGGUGGAUGGGUCCUCAGUAUUGUAUGAAAAAGGAGUGGCAACUGGUCGUUACGAUGGGAACAAACAACAUGGAUUAAUUCAAAUAUGCAGUACCCUUAAAGUAUCCUUACGUUUAACGUAUAAUCACUUUGUUCUGUGCGCAGGUGCCGGUGAUGGAAAUUAUGGAAAAGGUAAUGAAAUUAACUUUCAAAUUCCAUAGUUUAUGUUGCUUAAAUGAUCAAGGAUGCUAAGGAAAACCUUGUUUUCAGGAAGAUGACAGUGCAAACAGAACCCUACAAUGCACAGUGAAACAAACUGAGUAGUUCAUGUGACAAGUACUCGUAGACUGACUUGGCUUGAAUUUACGUCAUUAUUCUGAAUAGCAGCCAUCUGCCACAAUUCACGAUUUUAACAUAGACCAUAAUGCACUUUCUUUACCCCCCCCCCCCCCCCCAAAAAAAAAAAAAAAAAAUCCAUAACCAGUGUCUUGGAUUUCUCUUAAGACGACUGUAAUACCCAGGAGAAAUUGGAAACCGGUUAUGAAAAUUUUCGGGGGGUGGGGAGAGGGGGUAAACAAGGUGCAUUAUGGUCUAUGUGAAAGUAGUGGAUGGCUUUACUAACCUCGUUCCCAGGUUCGCUGGAUACCUUCUCGAGGAGGAAGACGUGGGCCCUGGAAAUUACAUCUUUGCUUGAAAAGUCGAAAUGGGAUGAGAAUUUGAAAAAUACCAUUUCAUUCCACGUUACAAAAUUUACAACAAAAACGUUUCAAGAUAUUGAAGAUGACCAAUCGACUGGACACGCGUUAUAUCAUCAACAUCUUAUUACCUAUUUAAUAAUCUAUUUUAGAAUGCAAAGAUGAAGUACCUACAGCUUCUUGCUUGGGAAGUGUGACAUCUUGCUGGCAUUCUGCUAUAUACUCAAAGUGCGCAAAGACUUGUGGAUUCUGCGCCUGUGAGUAUUUUAGCUUUCAUAUCUCCGGGAAACUUUUACUCAUCGAACUAAGAAGUAUGAUUUAG